CAGCUUAGGCAUGAGUAUGGUGAAAAAUCAUGUCCAUUUAGAGAGCUGUCAGCUGUGUUUCUGCUCUCUCUGUGCCUCUUCAGCACAAUCAAGGCCCGCGCACACCUCUUAGCAGGUUUGAGGAAACACAACCACACUCUGCUCUGCUGUCUGAGUACGAUACGGUUUAUCAUUUAAAAGGUAGAGCAUGCCGGUAGUGACAAGGACCUGAUGGCUGACAGGAUUAAAGACACAAAGACAAAGAGAAGAGUGAAGAUUUUUUGAAAGAAAACUCACAAGUUAAAAUACUGGCGAUCACAAAGGAGGAGCAGAACAAUCUGAAAACCUUUCCUGGUGAUCCAAUUAUGGCAUCACUUCGGAUGGAGGUCACCGUAUGAAAAGAAGAAUUAUUACAGGAGCAGUCCAACAAUGGCUAGCCUUCUUCUGCUGAAUGCCUCUUGAAUUAGAGGUGAGGAAAGGUGAGGAAAGUGUUGGGUCUCAGAUUUCCAUAACAAUUGGCGUUGUCGGCAGGAUCUCUGCAAGUUUGAUUGGGGACACCUACGGACGCUGGUGGUCGCGCGCUCCAGGAUCCUCGGAUCCUCCUCUACCUCAACAGAAACCGUACGGGACGAGAGGACCAGCGCCGGGGGUGGAACCGAUUGACUUCACGAGAUCCAACAAACUCAAAAGGCUUUCAAUACUCGAUUCUGCUGUACUCCGUUCCGGACCAAUCCCAUGUCACCUCUCAGCACAAGCAGCAGAGCUCAUCGCACUAACUGAAGCCUGCACGUUUGCAGAAGGCAAAACCGUGACUAUUUACACUGACUCACGCUAUGCUUUUGGGGUAGUACACGAUUUUGGGGCUAUUUGGAAGUGUAGACAAUUUCUUAAAUCUGAUGGCAAACCAGUACUUAACCAUGUACUGGUUGCAGGCUUACUAGACGCCAUUCUGCUCCCAUCUGAAGUUGCAGUCUGUAGAUGUGCCGCACACGCAAGCAGUACAGACCCAGUUUCCCUAGGAAAUGCGUCUGCUGACUCAGCCGCAAAGGCAGCUGCUCUGAUUCCUCUCGCACCUCACGCACAAUCAUUUGUUAAAAUCCCUGUCUCCUCCUUCACUGACAAAAUGUCAUCACUGACUUCCAUGCAGCAGCUAGCUACACCAGUUGAGAAGGCUCAGUGGAAGGCUGUUGGGGCUGCUUUUGACCCAACCUCCAGCAUCUGGGUUGGUCCAAAUUCCAAUCCAUGUCUCCCAAGACAUUUCUUCCCUCAUUUUGCUAAGUUGACACAUGGGUUGGAUCAUGUGUCAAAAGGGGGGAUGUUAGAGGCUAUAAAUCAGGAGUGGUUCACAAGGGGGUUCACAGUAACAGCUCAAAAGCACUGUGAAGCAUGCCUAAUUUGCAUUAUGCAAAAUUCUGGUAGAGCAGUAAAGGUUACAGGACCCGGAGCACAUCCACCUCCCACCAGGCCAUUUGAGCACCUAAUGCUGGAUUUCAUUGAGGGUAAGAAGCACUGUCUGGUGGUGGUUGACAUGUGGUCCAAAUGGGUUGAAGCUUUCCCAGUAAAAGCACAGAUAGCAAAUGCUGUGGCAAAGGCACUACUGAGGGAAAUCAUUCCUAGAUGGGGACUACCAGACAACAUUUCUAGCGACAACGGUUCACAUUUUGCUAAUGAGGCCAUUACGCAAAUAGGAGAAUACAUGGGCAUGGACAUCAGAAAGCAUUGUGCUUAUCAUCCACAGAGUGGGGGUGGGGUGGAAAGAGAGAAUGGCACAAUAAAAAACAAACUAGCAAAAUGCUGUGCAGACACAGGUCUGUCAUGGACACAAGCUCUGCCCAUUGUGCUGAUGUAUGCGGAUGCGGAAAAGAACACGGAGUCAACUCAGCCCAUUUGAAAUCUUUUUUGAUUGGACUCAAGGCUCCAGGAUGUCCUCUUCCCUCCACAACUUUGUGUGAGGAUGCU
Molecule: messenger RNA, 1938 nt
Organism: Gymnodraco acuticeps
Lineage: Eukaryota; Metazoa; Chordata; Actinopteri; Perciformes; Bathydraconidae
Product: protein NYNRIN-like
Exons: 3
Coding region: 431-1870 (479 amino acids)
Biological process (GO): DNA integration
Molecular function (GO): RNA-DNA hybrid ribonuclease activity; nucleic acid binding
Source: RefSeq, a predicted model, not a curated record